Molecule: messenger RNA, 1360 nt
Organism: Stegastes partitus (bicolor damselfish)
Lineage: Eukaryota; Metazoa; Chordata; Actinopteri; Pomacentridae
Gene: echdc2
Product: enoyl CoA hydratase domain containing 2
Exons: 11
Coding region: 52-1053 (333 amino acids)
Biological process (GO): fatty acid beta-oxidation
Cellular component (GO): mitochondrion
Molecular function (GO): catalytic activity
Source: RefSeq, a predicted model, not a curated record
ACUGAACCGUUUUCCUGCUCCUGGAAGCUGAACAGUAAAGGAACAGCAAGCAUGACGACGCUCCUUCGCAGAUUGCCGGGUCAGAUAAGUUCAUCGUGGCGGCGCAGGGCUGUAAUUCAGCGGGAAACGCACAACAACCGAACUUCCUUUCCGACCUCCCGGGACGGAGCGCGGCUACUGGCCGGCGGCGGCGGCUCUCUGACGGGAUACAGACGCGCACAGAGCCGCUGGCAACACACGGAGGCUGGAGGUCCGGUAGAGGUGGAUUUAAAGCGGUUAGAGGGGGAAGACGAUGGAAUUGUAGAGGUGUUGAUGUGCCGACACAAAGCAAGAAACGCUCUCGGCCAUGUGUUCGUGUCACAGAUGAGGGAGCUGGUGUCCACUCUGUCCAGUGACUCAGCGGUGCGUGUGGUUGUCUUCAGGAGUUUAGUACCGGGAGUUUUCUGUGCAGGUGCUGACUUGAAAGAAAGAGCUCUGAUGAACAACUCAGAGUCUGACCUGUUUGUUCACGGCCUGCGCUCCCUCAUGACUCAAAUAGCUUCUUUGCCCAUGCCGACCAUCGCGGCGAUGGACGGCGUCGCCCUGGGAGGCGGACUGGAGCUAGCGUUGGCCUGCGACCUUCGCACUGCCGCACAUUCGGCACAGAUGGGCCUUAUCGAGACGACGCGGGGGCUGCUCCCAGGGGCGGGGGGCAGUCAGCGGCUGCCGCGGAUGGUCGGCGUCACUCUGGCCAAAGAGCUCAUCUUCACAGGUAGGCGUUUGGGAGGGCAGACAGCGCUGGAGAUGGGGCUUGUAAACAGAGCUGUAGAGCAGAACCAGACAGGAGAUGCUGCCUACAGAGAAGCACUCAGCCUGGCCAGAGAGAUACUGCCCCAGGCUCCAAUUGCAGUGAGGAUGGCAAAAGAGGCGAUGAACAAAGGCGUCGAGGUUGACAUCACCUCUGCAAUGGCAAUAGAGAGGAUGUGUUACGCUCAGGUCAUCCCCACACGGGACCGACAGGAGGGGAUGGCAGCCUUCAUGGAGAAGAGAGCUCCGCGGUACACUGGGGAAUAAACUCUACUGAGCCACUGGAUCUGUCAGACUGGCCUGCCCACACAGAUGCGCGCUGCUCUCUGUAACCUCACGCCAAAUAAACAAUUAACACCCAUUGAUCGUCUGCGUGCGUCCCAGCCAGCGCCAAUAUGUUAGUUAAGGUCAGCGUGAGCGCUCAGCGGUGGCUGUUUGCUUUUGCGAAGAUCUGCACAACAAGAGCUGAUUUACAUUUGAUGCAACAGCAAAAAAAAAACAAGACAAUAAAGAGUGAUACUAGUUGUUUUGUUUGGAUUAUCAUCUAUGGAAUAAAAAGGCAACACGAGCAUCA